GAACGGCGAAUGUUUUUGAAUUGAGAAACAGUCAAAUUAGUUUUCCGGAGAAUUCGGAUUGUUUUCGGAGGAGCUGCGUGUUUUUUUGAUAGGCAUCAGGAAAAUAAGUGAAAAGUGGUAUUUUCUUGGAACAGGAUGGCCGACGGGAGUGAGAAGACAGUCGCCGAUGAGAUUGUGGUGACAAAAUACAAGACAGCUGGUGAAAUUGUAAAUAGAACCCUCAAGACUUUGCUCGAACACUGCAUAGAUGGUGCCUCGGUGAAGGAGCUUUGCGAUAAAGGUGAUAAACUCAUCACGGAAGAGACGGGAAAGGUCUACAAGAAGGAGAAGGAACUGAAGAAAGGAAUAGCAUUCCCGACAUGCCUCUCGGUGAACAACUGUGUCUGCCACUUUUCACCCAUCAAGAGUGAGCCUGACUAUACUCUCAAGGAUGGCGAUAUUGUGAAAAUCGAUUUGGGUGCACAUAUCGAUGGUUUUAUUGCUGUGGUGGCAUUCACGACGAUUGUGGGUGCAUCAGCGGAGAAACCGGCGACGGGACGCAAAGCAGACGCCGUGUUAGCAGCUUAUUGGGCCAGUGAGGCAGCCCUGCGACUCCUGAAGGUUGGCAAUGGUAAUUACAAAAUCACCGAAGGUGUCCAGAAGGUGGCCGAAGCGUUCAAGUGCAAGCCCAUCGAGGGGAUGCUCAGUCAUCAGCUGAAGCAGUUCAAAAUAGACGGUGAAAAGACCAUCAUUCAGAAUCCGAAUGAGGCGCAGAAGAAGGAGCAUGAAAAGUGUGAAUUUGAUGUGCAUGAGGUGUACGCCAUGGAUGUUCUCAUCAGCACCGGUGAAGGUGUUGGCAAGGAACAAGAUACAAAGGUGUCCAUUUUCAAGAAGACCGACGAGAAUUACCAGCUCAAGAUGAAGACGUCCCGCGCUUUUCUCUCUGAGGUAAAGAGCAAAUUUGGAAAUAUGCCAUUCAAUCUGAGACACUUUGAGGAGGAGACAAAAGCCAGAAUGGGUGUCGUUGAAUGCGUCUCCCACAAAGUCAUCGAGCCAUUCCAGGUUCUCUACGAAAGACCGAAUGAAUUUGUGGCCCAAUUUAAACACACUGUCCUCGUACUGUCCAAUGGCGUGACUCUCGUGACGGGUCUUGACUUCCCGGAGGAUCACUACAAGAGUGAGCACAGCGUGACGGAUCCAGAGAUGAAGGAGCUGCUGAGCCAUGCUGUAAAUAAAAGUGGGAAGAAGAAGAAAAAGAAGGCAGCCGCCGAGGGGAAGGCAUCAGAGACGUCAGCAAGCAGAGAAUCUGCGCCAAAUGCGUAACUUUUGCCGCCCCGCACACAAAUCAUCUUCCUCUGCCCCAAUUUGAUGUCUCAAUGACACUGUUUUGUGGAUCCUUUGUGUGCCAAUUCCUGGGCACAUCUUUCAAUAUGAUUUUCUUUUUUCAAUUAAUUUUUCUUUUGGAUAAAAAAUAGUCAAAGGGCAACGUCCCGCGUUCUUCUUAUUACCCAAUUUGACAUACCCUCAGUGCGAUACUCACAGAGUAACAGGAUUUACCGUGAAUUUCAAUAAAGUGAGAGACAAAACAGAA
Lutzomyia longipalpis is the source of this 1570-nucleotide messenger RNA. Its product is annotated as proliferation-associated protein 2G4. The record is from RefSeq and is a predicted model, not a curated record. The coding region runs from base 136 to 1302 and encodes 388 amino acids. The transcript is spliced from 6 exons. NCBI's taxonomy places the organism in Eukaryota, Metazoa, Arthropoda, Insecta, Diptera, Psychodidae.